AUGGCGGACAAUGCGGCGGCGCUGGCGGCGGCGGCGGCAAGCAAGCUGUGGAACAUUGUACGUGUAGUGGUGUUCAUGUUGAAAAAGGGAAUAGCCAAGAGGAAAAUAAAGAUCAAUCUCAGUUUAUUGGUGAAACGGGGGAAGAUCGCCGUCAGCAAGGCCGUCGCCGGCGGCAUCAAACUCCACCAUCAUUACGCAGCAUUAACCUGCCGAUCUCACGACUCUUACCUCUCCUUUAUCUCUCCCAGCGACUACGAGUUCAGCUGCAACAACAGCCCCGCCCUCCCCUUUCGCGCCAUGGCAAACAACAAACGCAAGCACAAGCCCUACAACCACGACGACGUUUCCGCAUUCAAUGCCUUCCGGAAGCUUCUUGUCGAUAAUCUCGAGGUGGCGAAUUCGCCGUCUGCGACUUUGCCUUGGUUCGGCCAGAGGCCUGCCGGGAGGCAACUCAGAAUCACCGAUUCGCCUUUCCCCCUGAAAGACGACGACGAGGAUGGAGAUGGACAAGUCGACAAGGCAGCUGAAGAAUUCAUCAACAGGUUCUACAAAGACCUGAAUUUACAGAAAAGAAUGGCUGCUUCCGAUUCACCUAACAAUAACAUAUGGGAGAGAUGA
Neltuma alba is the source of this 618-nucleotide messenger RNA. RefSeq lists its product as uncharacterized. Lineage: Eukaryota; Viridiplantae; Streptophyta; Magnoliopsida; Fabales; Fabaceae. The record is from RefSeq and is a predicted model, not a curated record. The coding region runs from base 1 to 618 and encodes 205 amino acids. The transcript has a single exon.